CGCCCCUCACGUACUUGAGUAGCUAUAGACCUUGCAAGGCAAGUGCGAAACAGCCGCAAGGCGCCACGGGAAAAGGCGAAGGCGGUGUGAAGUUGCUGUCGGCAUGAUGUCGUCAGCAGAACCCAUAUCAGAUCCAGCGCUGUCGCCGUCCCGUUCCGUCGUCCCGCUUAGUGUGGAUGCCCCCCUGCACACGCCUCAUUGGGGACUCCACAAAUGGUGGAAGCGCGCUAGCACACAGAACUCGACACUGACGGAGCGAGGACAGACAGCCUUCCAUUCUUCCCAGUACUAUGGGAGGCCUACACAAUACCCAGACUGCACAGCUGAGCGCUAAUCCGAUUGGGAUGAUCGCGUGCUCCGCUUUCUGCAUGCCUGCAGAUCCAAGUAUCAGGGGACGGAGGAGCAUAAGAGGCCGUGACGAUGAACGUGGGGAAGGAGAUGUUUCGGAAAGGCAAGGAUCAACAAUCAGUUUCAAACCCUUAUCAGCAACAAUGCUCGAUCGUUGAGCCGCGUUUCAAUCACGUCCAUUGGCCAUACAUAGCAUGCACGCCAUCUUCUCUAAGAACAAUUGGUGUAGACUUCGUGGAGACUUCGUGAACUUCUGGAUACCAUGGGAUUUUUCGUCUCAGACGCCAGGGACAACCUGAAAAGCAGGCGAACAAUCAAGGGCACAUAGACGUGCCUUGAUGCUCGCAGAGGUCCCCGUGAAUGCCUUUUGGGGAGAGCUCCAGAUCCAUGAGGUGAAUGAAUCGAUGAUGUGCG
Messenger RNA from Heterobasidion irregulare TC 32-1, 762 nucleotides. RefSeq lists its product as uncharacterized. The transcript has a single exon. Bases 104 to 334 code for a protein of 76 amino acids. The record is from RefSeq and is a predicted model, not a curated record. Lineage: Eukaryota; Fungi; Basidiomycota; Agaricomycetes; Russulales; Bondarzewiaceae.